CAAAUAAUCCUUUUGCCCCUUUUGGCAAUUAAAAUUAAAAAAUGUGGAAAAGAAUUCUAUAAAUCAACUCGAGGACCACUUCGUUAAAAACUUCUCUAAAACCCAUUAUUUCCAUUUCUUCAAUAAUUUGUGAGUUAUGGCAGGAAGGUGGAAUCUUGAAGGCUGCACUGCCCUUGUUACUGGUGGCUCUCGAGGCAUAGGGUAUGGGAUCGUAGAGGAACUAGCAGGUCUUGGAGCAUCAGUUUAUACAUGUUCACGUAAUCAAAAGGAGCUUAAUGAGUGCUUGACUCAAUGGAGAAGUAAAGGUUUUAAAGUUGAAGCAUCUGUUUGUGAUUUAUCAUCAAGAACUGAACGAGAGGAGUUUAUGAAGACUGUCGCCAAUCAUUUCGAUGGCAAGCUCAAUAUUUUGGUAAAUAAUGCUGGUAUUGUCAUAUACAAAGAAGCUAAAGAUUACACUAUGGAAGAUUACUCUCUGAUCAUGAGCAUCAACUUUGAGGCUGCUUACCAUUUGUCUGUACUUGCACAUCCCUUAUUAAAGGCAUCAGAAAGGGGAAAUGUUGUCUUUAUUUCUUCUAUUUCUGGUGCUUCUGCACUUCCAUAUGAGGCUGUUUAUGGAGCAACCAAAGGAGCAAUGGAUGAACUCACAAGAUGCUUAGCGUUUGAGUGGGCAAAGGACCAUAUUCGUGUCAACGGUGUUGGACCAGGGGUUAUUGCAACUUCUCUUGUCGAAAUGACAAUAAUUUGUUUGUUGCAGCAAGAUCCAGAGCAAAAAGAAAACUUGGAUAAGUUGAUUGAUAGAUGUGCGCUCCGUCGAAUGGGAGAGCCCAAAGAACUUGCAGCAGUGGUUGCAUUUCUUUGUUUUCCUGCUGCUUCAUAUGUCACAGGCCAAAUUAUAUAUGUUGAUGGUGGCUUUAUGGCUAAUGGUGGUUUUUAAUCAUCCUUCAAUUUGCCUUUACUUUUGUAAAUUAUCAAAUAAGGGAAAGAAUUGAACUUCC
Messenger RNA from Lycium barbarum (goji berry), 995 nucleotides. Its product is annotated as tropinone reductase 2-like. NCBI's taxonomy places the organism in Eukaryota, Viridiplantae, Streptophyta, Magnoliopsida, Solanales, Solanaceae. The transcript is spliced from 5 exons. Gene Ontology annotation, molecular function: oxidoreductase activity. Bases 137 to 934 code for a protein of 265 amino acids. The record is from RefSeq and is a predicted model, not a curated record.